Vigna angularis (adzuki bean) is the source of this 933-nucleotide messenger RNA. RefSeq lists its product as uncharacterized. The record is from RefSeq and is a predicted model, not a curated record. Bases 239 to 634 code for a protein of 131 amino acids. Lineage: Eukaryota; Viridiplantae; Streptophyta; Magnoliopsida; Fabales; Fabaceae. The transcript has 3 exons.
AAUAAUAACAAUUUUCCAAUUAAUUAUGGAAAUUGAACCUAGGCCUUACCCGGUGCCCAAAACCAAAACCCCUAGCUUCCUCGCCGCACUGCAAUAGCCACAACCAAGCUAGCUCCGCCUCUCGCCACCGUGGCCUUACCGUCAGGGGCUUUGUAUUCCUGGUGACCUUUUCCGAACAUUUGAACAAUUGAUCAGUUUCUCUAAAUAAUCCAUUUCUGGAACUAUACAAGUAGAAGACAUGGAAAAUCAACCAAAACAAAACCAACAAUCAACAAGCUCCGCUCCUUCCAUCCAGAAAAAUGAGGAAGAUCAAGCAGCCAGUACUGCAAUGGGCUUGAAAGAGUCAUUGCAAAAUCAAUAUCUAAAAGUCAAAGAGCAUGCAGAAACAUACCCUUAUGUUUGGGCUUCCUAUAUUGUCGUAUAUGGUGGCCUUGGUCUUUGGACUGCCUAUAGAUGGAGAAAGCUUCGCAAAACCGAGGACAGAGUAAGAACUCUGCAUGAAAAACUUCGGAAGCUUGUUGAAGCUGAAGAAUCUUCCAGCUCUACCAAAGUGAUUGAAAAGGGUUUUGCUGAUAAAUCUUCCAGCUCUACCAAAGUGAUUGAAAAGGGUUCUGCUGAUAAAUCUUCCAAAUAGUUUACAAUAAGAAGAAUCCUUAUCAUGGUCAAGUUGUCUAGUUUACUUCUAUCAAUAUCACUGAAGCUUACCAUUGUAGUUGCCUGGGAUAUGAAAUGAUUUUGUUUUGCUCCCCUGAUCAGAUCAACUCAUUCAUUAGAGGAAAAUACUCAAUUAUAUCUUUAACAAAUUGUUAAAAACUAUAUCUGAUAUCUUUCUUCCUAAAGUUGGGACAAAUAUCAUUGCAGUGUACACGGUUCACAGACCUUCAGUUUCUAUAUUGAUUACAGAAGGGACCAAUGCAUUUUUUGUUAUUCUUA